Neomonachus schauinslandi (Hawaiian monk seal) is the source of this 1119-nucleotide messenger RNA. It is a transcript of the gene PRSS27, whose product is annotated as serine protease 27. Gene Ontology annotation, molecular function: serine-type endopeptidase activity. NCBI's taxonomy places the organism in Eukaryota, Metazoa, Chordata, Mammalia, Carnivora, Phocidae. Bases 94 to 1044 code for a protein of 316 amino acids. Gene Ontology annotation, biological process: proteolysis. The transcript is spliced from 6 exons. The record is from RefSeq and is a predicted model, not a curated record.
UGCACCUUGAGCUGGUGCUCACAGACCUCCGGCUACCACUGCCCCCCAGUGCGGUGCCCCAGCUGGGCUGAGACCAGGAGGCGACGGCCAGCCAUGGCCCUGUUCCUGCUGCUGCUGUGGUUUGGGACUCCAGGAGCUGCGGCAUCAAGUGUGUGCGGGCGCCCAAGGAUGCUGAACAGGAUGGUGGGUGGCCAGGACGCCUUGGAGGGCGAGUGGCCCUGGCAGGUCAGCAUCCAGCGCAACGGAAGCCACUUCUGCGGGGGCAGCCUCAUCACAGAGCGUUGGGUCCUCACCGCCGCGCACUGCUUCUCCAACACCUCCCAGACAUCCCUGUACCAGGUCCUGCUUGGGGUGCGGCAGCUGGUGAGGCCAGGCCCACACGCUGUGUACGCCCGGGUGAAGCGGGUGGAGAGCAACCCCCUGUACCAGGGCAUGGCCUCCAGUGCCGACGUGGCCCUGGUGGAGCUGGAGGCACCGGUGACCUUCACCAACUAUAUCCUCCCUGUGUGUGUGCCUGACCCCUCGGUCGUCUUUGAGACGGGCACGAACUGCUGGGUCACCGGCUGGGGCAGCCCCAGUGAGGAAGACCGCCUGCCCAACCCGCGGAUCCUGCAGAAGCUCGCAGUGCCCAUCAUCGACACACCCAAGUGCAACCUGCUCUAUAGCAAAGACACCGAAUCAGGCUUCCAGGCAAAAGCCAUCAAGGACGACAUGCUGUGUGCUGGUUUUGCCGAGGGCAAGAAGGACGCCUGCAAGGGCGACUCGGGGGGACCCCUGGUGUGCCUGGUGGGUCAGUCAUGGCUGCAGGCCGGGGUGAUCAGCUGGGGCGAGGGCUGUGCCCGCCGGAACCGCCCAGGUGUCUACAUCCGGGUCACCUCCCACCAUACCUGGAUCCAUCGGAUCAUCCCGGAACUACAAUUCCAACAGGCCAGGCUGGGUGGCCAGAAGCGGGGGCCCUGGCAGUCCCUCGUUCAGAACUCUGUGCCCUGCCUGGCAGCCCAUGCGGGCCUCUGGGUCCUUGUGGCCCUGCUCACCCUCCUCUGAGCCCCGGGACCCAUGCUGUACGUUUGUAAAUAGCACUCCCAUUGUUUCCGGUCAAAAGCCCAUUUUUUAUUUAUG